AUGGUAAUAGGUGAUUUUAAUUCAGCUCUGAAUGUAGAGGAUAGAAUAGGAGGAAAUGAAGUGACAUGGGCUGAAGUGGUGGAUUUCUAUAAUUGUGUAGUGGAAUGUGGAUUGAUGGAACUACCUACACAAGGAAAUAGAUACACUUGGAGUGAUAAACAAGAAGAACACAGAAUAUUCUCAAAAAUUGAUUGGAUCUUCAUUAAUGAGCAGUGGUUUGAUACCAUGCCAGAAUGCAAUGCAAGAUUUUUGACAGAAGGAAUUAGUGAUCAUUAUCCUUCAAAGGUGACUUUUACAGAGGAGAGGCAGAGGAGUAGGACAUCCUUUCAAUUUUGUAAUGUGUGGACACAACAUCCACAAUUCAUGAGAAUAGUCAAAGAAGGUUGGAACUAUAAUGUGGAAAGAUGCAAAAUGUUUGCAGUGCUUAAAAGACUGAAGAUGUUAAAGAGGGGAUUGAAAACUCUAAACACACAGGCUUUUCAUAACAUAGUGACUGAAGUAAAUGAGUAUAGGAACACACUGAAACAUAUCCAAAUUCAACUGCAGCGAUGUCCUACUAAUAUGGAAUACCAACAAGCUGAAGUUAGUGCAUACCAAAAGUUCAGGCAGUCAACUUACCUAGCUGAAGUGGAGGAAGAAACUGAAAGGGUGAGAGCUUUUAAUAGUAUAAUCAGAAAUGGGAACAGGCUAUCAGAAGCUCAGCAACAAGAAAUAAUGCAACCUUUUUUGGAAAGAGAAGUAAAGCAGGCUAUGUUUCAGAUUGAUAAUAAUAAGAGUCCUGGUCCUGAAAGAUUUGGGAGUGGAUUUUACAAAGCAGCAUGGUCAAUAGUGGGAAGAGAUAUCACUGAAGCAGUCCUGGAGUUUUUUCAGAAUGGCAACAUGCUCAGCAAAUAA
Messenger RNA from Nicotiana attenuata, 894 nucleotides. RefSeq lists its product as uncharacterized. The record is from RefSeq and is a predicted model, not a curated record. Lineage: Eukaryota; Viridiplantae; Streptophyta; Magnoliopsida; Solanales; Solanaceae. The coding region runs from base 1 to 894 and encodes 297 amino acids. The transcript has 2 exons.